This is a messenger RNA of Peronospora matthiolae, 522 nucleotides long. The record is from the annotation of a GenBank genome assembly. NCBI's taxonomy places the organism in Eukaryota, Oomycota, Peronosporomycetes, Peronosporales, Peronosporaceae.
AUGUCGGACUCGGAAGAGUACGAGUACGAGUAUGACAGCGACGAGGAGCUCGAUCACGACGAGCAGACGUCGACAGGAGCUGCUAAAGACGAGGAGAACGAAGGCGCUGGAGAGCAGCAGCGCCGUGUCGCUCGGGAUGCGCAGAUCGCGCUCGAGAACACGUUCUACGAGGCCGAAGAUUUCUACCAUCGCGGCGACUGGACACAGGCGUUUACGUAUUUCGAGCGCGUGAUUGCAAUGGAGAGGGAGACGAGGCAGCAGAAGGAGUGCAAGUGGAGCUUCCCGGCGCUGGAGCAAUUGGUGAAGAUCUGCGUCCGUCGGUGUGAGUGGGACGAGAUGCUGCGGCACUACGAGCAGAUGCUGGAACACUUGGCGUUUGUAACGAGGAACGAGAGCACCGGAGUCGAUCUCGUCUAUCUUGGAUGUUGUAUCGGACGCAUUAGGCAAAGAACGGAAAGGAGGGGCCAAGUAUACGUCGAGAAUGUACGAGUUGACGCUGGAGAAGCUCAAGGACGUGAAUAA